AUGUCAGUUCCCAAAUUCGCACUCCCUGGCGACUCGCUCGCACAAACAUCAACACACACACCAAGCACCGGCUCUCACGUCUUCGCCUCUACCAUCCACGCCAGUCUCGCAGGCCCAGUCACUUCCUCCGCACCCUCAAAGAAGGCCACACCCGCCAUUAGCGUCGCAUCUUCCUCCAGCACAUCAACUUCAUAUACAGCCGCCCUGCCUUCGGUAGGCGACAUAAUCCUCGGCCGCAUCACACGCACAAACCCUCGCCAAGCCACCUUGGACAUUCUCGCUUUGGGUCCCACCGGCACACUUGUCCUCCGCGAACCCUUUUCUGCAAUCAUCCGCCAACAAGACAUUCGCGCCACCGAGAUUGACAAAGUAAAGGUCAAUGAGAGUUUCAGGGUCGGCGAUAUUGUGAGGGGAGUUGUGAUCUCGCUGGGAGACGAGAGAAGUUAUUUCGCCAGCACGGCCAAGAAUGAGUUUGGUGUUGUCUUGGCCGUUUCUGAGGGAGGCGAGCAGAUGGUGCCGGUCUCUUGGAGGGAGAUGAGGGAGGUGCACGGUGGAAAGACUGAGUUGAGAAAGGUUGCUAAGCCUGUUUGA
This is a messenger RNA of Aureobasidium pullulans EXF-150, 591 nucleotides long. RefSeq lists its product as uncharacterized. Gene Ontology annotation, cellular component: cytoplasm; nuclear exosome (RNase complex). Bases 1 to 591 code for a protein of 196 amino acids. Gene Ontology annotation, molecular function: RNA binding. The transcript has a single exon. The record is from RefSeq and is a predicted model, not a curated record. Lineage: Eukaryota; Fungi; Ascomycota; Dothideomycetes; Dothideales; Saccotheciaceae. Gene Ontology annotation, biological process: RNA processing.